AUGAUGCGUCUGGGACUAGAAACCGCAGGAGCCCUGGCUUUGCUGUGCGCGCUCCUGGGGACGCAGUGUGCGGAUGGCUUCAGGAAGAUCCGCUACUCGGUGCCAGAGGAGCUGGACAAAGGCUCCUUCGUGGGCAACAUCUCCAAGGACCUGGGUCUGGAGCCCCGCCAGCUGGCGGAGCGCGGGGUCCGCAUCGUCUCCAGAGGUAGGUCGCAGCUUUUCUCCCUGAACCCGCGAAGUGGUAGCUUGGUUACCGCAGGCAGGAUAGACCGGGAGGAGCUGUGCGCCCAGAGCGCGCCCUGUCUUGUGAGCUUUAACAUCCUUGUGGAGGAUAAGCUGAAAAUAUUUGAGGUAGAAGUCGCUAUCAGCGAUAUUAAUGAUAAUGCACCUAGCUUUCCAACAGAGGAAUUGGAAAUAAAAAUUGGUGAAUUAACAGAUCCUGGAACUCGAUUUCCACUUAAAACUGCAUUUGACCCAGAUGUGGGCACGAACUCUCUGCAGAACUAUAAGCUCAACCCCAGUGAUUAUUUCUCCUUGGCCACAGAUGACGCCAAGUACCCAGAGCUAGUGCUGGAGCAAGCCUUGGAUCGUGAGAAAAUAGCAGUUCAUCAGCUUGAUCUCAUUGCCUCUGAUGGUGGAGACCCUGUCCACUCCGGCAAAUUGUGCAUCAAGGUGAUAGUCUUAGAUGCAAAUGACAACCCGCCCGUGUUUACUAAGCCAGAGUACCAUGUCAGUGUUCUGGAAAAUGUGCCAGUGGGCACCCGGCUGAUCACAGUGAAUGCCACUGAUCCUGAUGAGGGAUUCAAUGCUCAAGUGUCCUAUAUUCUAGACAAAAUGCCUGGGAAAAUUGCUCAGGUUUUCCAUCUCAAUUCGGUGACUGGAGAUAUAUCAAUACUAAAAAGUCUCGAUUAUGAGGAUGCUGUGUUCUAUGAAAUCAAAAUUGAAGCACAAGAUGGACCAGGUCUUUUUUCAAGAGCCAAGCUUCUUGUCAAGGUUCUGGAUGUGAAUGACAAUGCCCCAGAAGUUUCAAUCACUUCUCUCACAGGCUCAGUCCCAGAAGAAGCCCCUGCUGGACGAGAAAUCGCUCUUAUCAGUGUGCAUGACCGAGAUUCUGGCCAAAAUGGGCAAGUCACGGUUUUUGUCCUAGGAAACCUUCCCUUUACUUUAGAAAAAUCAAUAGACCAAUACUACCGCUUAGUGACAGCUAAGUCUCUGGAUCGUGAACAAGUGUCUCAAUAUAAUAUCAGUCUAAAAGCCACGGACCAGGGAAACCCACCACUGUCCACAGAAACUCAUAUCACUCUGCAUGUGUCAGACAUCAAUGACAACCCUCCUACCUUCACACACACCUCCUAUUCAGCCUAUGUUCCAGAAAACAAUCCUAGGGGAGCCUCCAUCUUCUCUGUUACAGCACAGGACCCGGACACUGACAAGAAUGCACAAAUCACUUACUCAUUGGCUGAGGACACACUUCAGGGGGUGCCACUGUCAUCCUACAUCUCCAUCAACUCCAAUACUGGUGUCCUGUAUGCUCUUUGCUCCUUUGAUUAUGAGCAGUUUAGGGACCUGCAGUUGCAGGUGACAGCUAGUGACAGUGGGAACCCUCCACUCAGCAGCAACAUGACACUGAGCCUAUUUGUGCUAGACCAGAAUGACAACAUGCCUGAAAUCCUGUAUCCUGCCCUCCCAAUAGAUGGUUCUACUGGUGUUGAGUUGGCACCCCGCUCUGCAGAUCCUGGAUACCUGGUGACCAAGGUGGUGGCAGUAGACAAAGACUCAGGACAGAAUGCCUGGCUCUCCUACCGCCUGCUCAAGGCCAGUGAGCCAGGACUUUUCUCAGUGGGGCUGCACACGGGUGAAGUACGCACUGCACGGGCCCUGCUUGACAGAGAUGCCCUCAAGCAGAGCCUAGUGGUGGCUGUGCAGGACCAUGGCCAGCCCCCUCUCUCAGCCACUGUCACACUCACCAUAGCAGUGGCUGAUAGCAUCCCUGAUGUCCUUGGGGACCUGGAAAGCAUCCAUACCCCUGCUAAUCCCAAAGAUUCAGACCUCACACUCUACCUGGUGGUGGCAGUGGCUGUGGUCUCCUGCAUCUUCCUGGCCUUUGUCAUUGUGCUGCUGGCACUUAGACUACGGCGCUGGCACUCAUCACGCCUGCUACAGACUUCAGGAAAUGGAUUGGCUGACAUACCAGCCUCUCACUUUGUGGGUCUGGAUGGGGUGCAAGCUUUCCUGCAGACCUAUUCCCAGGAAGUUUCCCUUACCUCAGGCUCAAGGAAGAGUCACCUGAUCUUUCCACAACCCAACUAUGCAGACACGCUCAUCAGCCAGGAGAGCUGUGGGAAAAGCGAGCCUCUUAUAAUACCUCAAGAUUUACUUGAAACAAAAGAAGACCCCAACCUGCUUGAGGUAAGUUUAUUUCUUUGA
This is a messenger RNA of Cricetulus griseus (Chinese hamster), 2427 nucleotides long. The record is from RefSeq and is a predicted model, not a curated record. Lineage: Eukaryota; Metazoa; Chordata; Mammalia; Rodentia; Cricetidae.